Closterium sp. NIES-67 is the source of this 2678-nucleotide messenger RNA. The record is from the annotation of a GenBank genome assembly. NCBI's taxonomy places the organism in Eukaryota, Viridiplantae, Streptophyta, Zygnematophyceae, Desmidiales, Closteriaceae.
UUGUAGAAGUAUUUUCGCGGGACACUUCCAGCAUUAAUGGUAUCGAACAGAAAUUUCAGGUUUUGUUUCCGCUCUCCAGCUCACCACCACCCCAGGUUGCGAUAGAAAUUGCUAGCUCCCCGUCUCGCGGGAUUCCUUCCUGCUUUCUACAAAUCCCCCGACUUCGACAUUCUAUCAUCAUCCAACCUUUUCCGCCAUCACCUGCUCGACUUCAGAGAUGAUUCCAGGCGAGGUUUCGAUCACUCCUAACUUAGGCCUGUUCACCGACUUGAACCAGAAGCCCGGCUCCAAGCGGCCUUACGCAGACGCAUUCGACGCAGCAGACGAUACAAUGUUCUCCUUCGGCCAACCCGGGGACCUAUUCGAUCGAGGCGUCGAUCAACUGAUGACAUACAUGGGAGAAAAUCCCGAAAAUGACGACAGAGUGCUUCCAAACGUCGAUAGGAUUCUUCCGGACGACGUCCCUGAAGAGUCCGUCGGCGAGGGAGGCAGCCAUGGCCAUUUCGGCAUGUUCCACUCGAACCCAUUUGGUUCGGACCCUGUUUCGUUUCAAGACGGCUCCUGCCAGCCCCAGCUGGUCCCCUGCGCUCCGAAACCGGCUUCUCAGCUGGCCUCUCUACCGGCGACGGCGAUGAAUCCCGACGCGGCUGACUCAGUCGCGGAUGGAGCCUUCGCCGGUUCGCCUGACGCCUUCAGCUCGCCGGAUGGAUUCGCGUCGGAUGAGCUGAAACUGUCGUUCGGUGCAAUGGAUGAUCAUCAUGAUGACGUGGAUGCGCUGAACCAGCAGGACCUUCGCUAUAAUCUCAUGCUCAGAGGAGCGGGCCUCGCAGAGCAUUCAACCGCGGAUGAUGUUUCGACGCAUCCCAAGAUGGAGUACCCCGCGCUACAUCCGAUGAGCCAUCCGAUGUAUCCGCAGCACAUGCCGCUCUACUACCCAGGCAUGCCUACCAUGCCGCCGCCCUACUACGGCAUGACGUACCCGCCUUUCGCGUACAACCCCUGGAUGACCCCCUACGCGCUGCCUUUCAUGCCUCCUCAACAUGCUAUGCCUGGAGCCGGCGCAAUCGCCGACCCGGCCGCUAUCGCUCGUCAGCGUCGCUUGUCGGCGGAUUCAGCUCGCGGAAAGCGACGACGCCACGCAGCCCACCACGCCGCACAUCAUGCCCCACACCAAGUCGCAUCCUCGCAUGUACCUUCCGCAAUGCCUUCCGCCAUGUCUUCCGCACCCGCCUUCGGCCACCCUGUCCAAUCCGCGUCCUCCAUGUUCCCCUGGACCCACAUCCAUCCUGACGCUCCCGAAACGGCCAGCCCUGCCCCCUCCUCGCCGUUCCUUCCGUCGUCUCUCACUCCGCCCUUCUCUCCCUCCGUCAUCCCAUCGUCUCCCAAGGCCGCUGCGUCGCCCGUGCCGUGCGCCUCGCCCGUCGUUGGGGAAAUCGGAACCGGAAGGCCUGCUGCGAAGAGUCCUUUGGCGAAAUCUUCGGUGACGAAAUCGCCGCUGGCGAAGCACCGCGGUGUAACAACCCCAGCAGUAGUCGCUGCCGUGACCGCUGAUGCCGAGAUUACCCCUGCCCCUGCUACGACCGCCGCCGAACCUCUGGCUUCACCUGCUCUUAAGGUGGAAGACGACGAGAGCGUUCCGGCCACUCUGUCUACCGCAUUUCCCGCAACUAUCCCUGGCAGUAUCCCCACGAUUCCGGAAGCAGUCCCCGGUAUAGUAGCUCCCGCUCUGGCGGCCGCGCAGCAGGCGCGGGGAGGCAAGCGCACCGCGAAGCAGCAGCGGGACGAGCGGCGCGUGAAGCGGCUGCUGCGGAACCGCGUGAGCGCGCAGCAGGCGCGGGAGCGGAAGAAGCACUACGUGGCGGAGCUGGAGCAGCGGUGCGAAGCGGUGGAGAGGAGUAACGCAGAGAUUGAGGCGGAGAUUGCUGCGCUGGUGGCGGAGAACGAGAGGCUCAGGCAGUCAAUCAGGCCUGGCGCGAGGGAGAGGUGAGGUGAGGGAGGGUAGACUGAACGCUCGAGAUGAGAGGAGUAACGCGGAGAUCGAAGAGCAGAUUCGCCUGCAGCGCUGGUGCAGGAGAUCGAGAGGCAGAGGCCUUCCAUCAGGCCUGGUGCGAGGGAGAGGUGAGGGAGGUGAGGGAGACAGAGCAGGCGAGGGAGAGUAGUGCACAGAAGGUGCUGGAAAAUAACGCGGAGAUUGAAGAGCAGAUUGCUGCGCUGAUGCCGGACCAUGAGAUUCACGAAGGGGCCCGUCCUUUCCUUAAUGAGACUGGACUGGAGCCUCUUACUGACGAAUCGUGGGUUCAAGCAAGUGCUUCUAGCUUGGUACUUCGACAGUGGAGAGCAGUUGGAGCACAGGUAUGAGGCUGUAGAACACUGAUCUGGAGGUCAGGAUGUUGGAGAAAAGAGAGUUCGGAACAAACCAUGUGGGGGGGAUGCACGUUGGAGAGGCAUGCAGGGAUGGGGACUUAAUCUAGCGUCAAUUUUGGAGAACUAGGAGGAAUACUUUACGCUGUACAGUAGAGUAGGCCAGUUUCGCGUGUUGUAUAUAUGCUUCGUACUAUGCUAGCCCGUCAAAUCCAUCUGCCUUGUUGUUGAGAAAGUAGGAUUGAGAAAGUGGGAUAGGUUGAGCAACUCAUCAAUUCUUACAGCAGAAGUGUACAGAUUAAAAUUUGCACUCAUUU